AUUAGUUGCUUAGCUAGUCAAUUUGACCGUUAAUGAGCCAGUUAGCUGGUUAGGCAGGUAGCGAGGCAGUUAGUCGGGCGAAACGACCCUCUCGCUCGCUCACUCGGCAAGUCCCUCAUUGACUUUGGAGUUAGUUCGUUAACCAGUUCAACACAUUUGUAAAGAAAUGCCGCCCAAGUUACGCAUACAUUUGACAAGAUAACGUGAUGGAAGAAUUCAACCAUGUGGACAAAAGUAUUGGGACGGACGCCCACGGGAAGUGACCGGUUAGCUUUGAGACCGGGAAGCCUUACGUCUCAGGAGACUUUUUGCUCCAUUUUUUUAAAAUCACAUCGAUGCUCACGGAUGCGCCUUCUACUGACGGUUCUUCCGCACCGACCUCAUCCGAGCGCGGUUUUUUUUUUUUUUGCCCAAAAGACGACUUGGGUGUGGAGAAAAGGAAGUCGCUCAAAUUUUUCCGCUACUACCAGCGCAGGAUUGUAAAAAAAAAAGUCACCAUUCUGAGUUGAUCCCGAGAUGGAGCGCCCCAAUACUUUUGACCGGCGUGUCCCAAGUCAAGUUCUGUCAGACUUCACGGCGGCCGAGAAGUUGGAGCUGGAGAACAUCAAGAUGCACAAGGAAGGACUUCUGGAGGACAUACAGAAGCUGAAGGAGGAGAUUGACAGCGUCAUGGCCGAGAUUCUCGACUUUGAGUUGGCUGAGACGGAGGAAAGCAGAAACAUGGGAAGGAGACAGUUUUCCAAUGGCAAGAAGAAAUUCAACAUGGACCCCAAGAAGGGCAUCAAUUACCUGGUGGAGAACAAGCUACUGGAGAGAAGCGCCGGAUGCAUUGCCGACUUCCUCUUCAAGGAGGAGGGCCUCAACAAGACAGCCAUCGGGGAGUUCCUGGGAGAAAGAGACGAGCUGCACCUGCAGACCUUGAAGGCCUUUGUGGAACUUCACGAGUUCUCCGACCUCAACUUAGUCCAGGCGCUCAGGCAGUUUCUGUGGAGUUUCCGGCUGCCCGGCGAGGCCCAGAAGAUUGACCGCAUGAUGGAGGCAUUCGCCGCGAGAUACUGCGAAUGCAACGUAAAUGUCUUCCAGUCAACUGACACGUGCUACAUCCUGUCGUUCGCCAUCAUCAUGCUGAACACCAGCCUGCACAACCCCAACGUGAAGGACAAGACCACGCUGGAGCGAUUUGUGUGCAUGAACAGAGGCAUCAACAACGGGCGCGACCUCCCCGCGGAGCUGCUUUCGGUAAAUGCGCCGAAACUGUACGAGAGCAUCCGCAAGGAGCCGUUCAAGAUUCCCGAGGACGACGGCAACGACCUGACGCACACGUUCUUCAACCCCGACCGGGAAGGAUGGCUCCUUAAGCUGGGCGGCCGAGUGAAGACGUGGAAGAGGCGAUGGUUCAUUCUGACCGACAACUGUCUCUACUACUUUGAGUACACCACCGACAAGGAGCCCAGAGGCAUCAUCCCGCUGGAGAACUUGUGCGUCCGAGACGUCCCUUUCCCCCGCAAGCCUUACUGCCUGGAGCUGUACAACCCCAACAGUCGGGGUCAGAAGAUCAAAGCGUGCAAGACGGAGACGGACGGCCGCGUGGUGCAGGGCAAGCAUCAGUCGUACGCCAUCUGCGCCGCCAGCGCCGGCGAGAGAGACUCCUGGAUCGACGCCAUCAGGGCGAGCAUCACCAAGGACCCCUUCUACGACCUGGUCUCCCAGCGCAAGAAGAAGCUCAUCAAACAGAACCAGGAACCGCAGGACUGAACUGGACUCGAGUCAAUGGAACGUGCGCACUGGCGGACAUUUUGGAUCGAACCGCUUGCGCUUGUGUACCAGGUGAUUGUGUGUGUGUGUGUUUAUAUGUGUAUGUAUUUAUCAAUAUAAAGGUUUAGUGUUUUUUGUGACAAAUGAAAGUGCAUCUAUAAGGGCCCUCUUUGAGGUGUUUGAACUAUUCAUCACUCACAAACAACAAAGCGUGUGACGAAAAAGUGGUUAGGACUGCACGACUGUCCGUGUUUUAUGUUAUGUCUUGUGUGUUGUGUUUACACAACGGUAUCUCUGACAGCGUCAAUCACAACUGAGCAUAAAAGAUCCUGUCAGGGGAAUGCAAAUGUUUAAAGUGUUUUUGCUGCCCUCAAGUGGCCAGAGACGGUGUCAAUCACAACUGAGCAUAAAAGGUCCUGUCAGGGGAAUGCAAAUGUUUUAAGUGUUUCUGCUGCCCUCAAGUGGCCCGAGUAAAAAUCGUAAAAUAUAUUUUAAUUUUUUAAACAAUUGAUUCACAAUUAAAUUUAUUAUUAUAUUUUUUUGCUUGCGUUUCUUCCUAUAAUAAAAAAUUACCAGUAUUUUUAUUCAACAUUUGAGAAAAAAAUAUAUAAAAACAAAUAUGUAUUUUCAUGCAAGAGAAAAAAAUAGGAAAAAUAUAUAACUACUUUGUUUUUUCAUUUUUUUUUCUGAAAGUACUAACAAAAGGCAAAAAUACGGCAAUAUUUUGCAAUUCUCCAAUAGCAAAAUGACAUUUUAAUUCAUUUAAACCCCGCAACAUAAAAGGGACUACGACCUUCCUGGAAAUUGCACUUCAUUCACCAAACAAACGUGGACAAAACACCUCCAAGAUCCUCAUGACGAACAAACAUGAAAUCAAUACUGUCCAAGUUAUUUUAUUUUUCUACAACAAUGAAGAAGGCACUCUUGUUUUUAUGGCCACUAUUGGUCAGCUGUUCCGCGAGCGCGCUACUUCCUGUUAGCCGCAGGAUGUCCAAGACGCAUGCGAACAAAAGUGAAUUUAGUGCUUGUAAACCGUUUCAAAUAUACUUGAGGGGAGAAAAAAAAAAUCUUUGUCCAAGACGAGAGCUCAGGACACUUUGCAGACUUGCUUAGAUCGAUGGUGACUCUUCAUGCCUGUGUGGGUGGGGGGAAAGAAAAGGAAAAAAAAAAAUCACGACUGAAAUACGGUCGCAGAAUUAUCGAAACGUGGAACAUGAACAAGAAUCCCAACAUGCUGAAAGGGAGUCAGCAAACGCCUGCCACCAUUUUGAGGAACCCAAAUAAAGUUCAGCUGUUCCAGCUGACCGACCAACUAAGUUAAUUUGUGCAGGCUCAUUAGCUUACCGUUUUGUUUUUUUUAAAACUUGGGCUCUCAAAAGGAUUUGGUUUUUCCUUCUUCAAUUGAGUUGUCAUGCCCCAAGAUGGCUGAUCUUCAUUUUUUUUUUUGGGG
This is a messenger RNA of Hippocampus zosterae (dwarf seahorse), 3205 nucleotides long. It is a transcript of the gene cyth4b, whose product is annotated as cytohesin 4b. NCBI's taxonomy places the organism in Eukaryota, Metazoa, Chordata, Actinopteri, Syngnathiformes, Syngnathidae. The record is from RefSeq and is a predicted model, not a curated record. The coding region runs from base 517 to 1755 and encodes 412 amino acids. Gene Ontology annotation, biological process: regulation of ARF protein signal transduction. Gene Ontology annotation, molecular function: guanyl-nucleotide exchange factor activity. The transcript is spliced from 13 exons.